GUACGUGUCUGAGGGGAGGAGGCGGCGGCGCGGAGCAGCCGAGCGCCGCGGGGGACGGGUGUCAGCCCCAGUGCGAGAAGGGGUUUUAAACCGAUCCCGGCCGGACCGGAUUUUACCGCGAGCGGGUUUUAAAGCGCCUGUCGUCCCUCUCGCCUCUGCGGACGGGGCAGCAUGUCCGAAGCGGAGCAGCAGUUGGCGGCCGGUGCCACCCAGAACGGGCACGAAGCGGCCGAGAACGCCGGAGAGCAGCAGGCCGAAACCGGCGGGGCUCCGGCAGCGGCGGCGGGCGCGGCGGUGGCGGCAGCGACGGCAGGAACGGCGGCAGCGGGAGCCGGACCGGCAGCGGGAACAGCGGGGACGGCCGCCAGCCAGAACGGAGCGGAAGGCGACCAGAUCAACGCCAGCAAGAACGAGGAGGAUGCGGGGAAGAUGUUUGUUGGUGGCCUCAGCUGGGAUACAAGCAAAAAAGACUUGAAAGAUUACUUCACCAAAUUUGGUGAGGUGACUGACUGUACAAUAAAGAUGGACCCUAACACAGGAAGAUCCAGAGGCUUUGGAUUUAUUCUCUUCAAAGAACCUGGGAGUGUCGAAAAGGUUCUGGAACAGAAAGAACACAGGCUAGAUGGACGACUAAUUGACCCCAAGAAGGCCAUGGCAAUGAAAAAGGAUCCAGUGAAGAAAAUAUUUGUUGGUGGACUGAACCCAGAAGCCACAGAAGAAAAAAUCAGGGAAUACUUUGGAGAGUUUGGAGAGAUUGAAGCGAUUGAACUUCCAAUGGAUCCAAAGACCAACAAGAGGAGGGGGUUUGUCUUCAUCACUUUCAAGGAAGAAGAUCCAGUGAAGAAGGUUUUGGAGAAGAAAUUCCAUAACGUCAGUGGAAGCAAGUGCGAGAUUAAGGUAGCACAGCCAAAAGAAGUUUACCAGCAGCAACAGUUCAGUAGUGGUGGAGGAAGAGGUAGCUAUGGAGGAAGAGGCAGAGGCGGAAGAGGCGGCGCUCAAAGUCAAAAUUGGAAUCAAGGUUAUGGCAAUUACUGGAACCAGGGUUAUGGGAAUCAAGGAUACGGCUAUCAGCAAGGUUAUGGUGGCUAUGGAGGCUAUGAUUAUUCAGGAUAUGGGUAUUAUGGAUAUGGACCAGGCUAUGAUUACAGUCAAGGCAGUGCAAAUUAUGGGAAGACACCAAGACGUGGUGGUCAUCAGAAUAACUACAAGCCAUAUUGAUCAAACUUAUUCAGGCCUGGCAGUGGUCACAGUUGAUGCCUACAAGCACUGGAUAUUCCACAAGUUGAAGACGGAAUACUGACUUGUUUACCUGAAGAUAAUAGGACUUCGGGGUAUUUCCUCAGAGAAAAUAUAAAUUUUAAUAUAAUUUCAUAAGCUUUGGAGGUUAGCUUGUCUCGUAGCUUCAGUGAUAUCAAACUUCUUCAAGUAGGAGCUAGAUAGAAAGCUGUUUAGUUUUUGCCAGCGUAUGUAAAACAAGACUUUUCUAUCUGCAUUGUAGAUUGUUUGUGGACACUUCCAGAUUCUUGUGCUUUCUGCAGUCAUUCUGGGGACUGAACUCUCAUUGAUACCUGUAGAGGUUCCAUCAACAGGACACGUGCAGGAAUUUGAGUGUAGAAGCCCACAGCGUGGUUUGGAAUAGUGAAUUGCUUUUAGUUUGGAGAUGACUGGGGAAAAUGGGAAGAACAACUGUACAUUAAGGGAAAAAUUACAGAUCUUCUUCCCCAUGACAUCAAUGAGAGAUUUGCCUUCAACCUUCCAGAGAAGAAGAUUUUUAGCUUUAAUUUGGGACAGUAAAGGGGUUUUUCAAAAGCACUAAAAGACAGCGGGAGCUCAUUCAGCUGCUCCCAAUGCCUUUAAAAACCCCGCCACCAAAAGUGAUAGCUGACAACAUGAAAUGGAAGUAAAUAAAAUGCAUUUUCAUUGCUGUUUUGAGUUACAUAAUUCUUGUUUCUUGAUUUGUUAGUUGAUCUGAAUUUACAUGGAUUUUUCAUCUAUAUGGUGGCCAAGAAAAUGGUCAGUAACUGGUAAAGAUGCAGAGUACAGCCGCAAAGCAAGCAGUGUGUAGGUGUAGACCCUAAGAGGGUAACAAAACCAGGUAACAGAAGUUCACUGCCUACAGCCAUAAGUCUUUUGUGUCCACAUCUACCAAUCUAGAUGGCCUUUCCGGUACCAGCAGAUAACAGAUGUUCCCAGAUGACUUAAAGGCAUUCAAGGACACAUAGGACCCAGGCACGGAUAAGAACUCACAGACAUCAGUCAAACGUCACUGCAUGGAGCACUGACCAUGUUCCUGCUGCUCUUCAGAACACAGAGCAAGAACUCCCUUAGCGCUAGGUCAGCUUGUGCAGACAGAUUGCCCCUGGACGGGUGCAUCCUUCAAGUCUUCUCUGGCAGCAGCUCCAUAAGAGAUGCAGCAGAACAAGGAUCUAACAGAGGGUUCGGCUCUACUCAAUGCACCAGAAAUUGCUCCCUUCUGUAUUCUCUAAAACCCAGGCCACAAAGAGCCCUGAUAUUGUGACUGAGCCCUUAAUUUCACCCCAAAACGCCCACACAGAGCCUAGCAACUUGUAUUGGGCUAAAGUAUUUCCUCCAGAAAUGAGCAUUAAAGUGAUGGGGAUUACAUCACUGGUCUGGUGAGGAUUAACCAGUCUCACCAUUAAAAAGCCAUGUCUGUCUGUAUUUGAUUUUUGUGUAGCUUUAGCUUCUAUCCAUUGGAUGGAUAUUUGUACAUCUUUCCCUGUUAAGUUUAAAACCUCAUUAAUAGAAUGUGUCUCCUCCCUUUAAAGGAAUCUGAUUGCUUCUUGAUCUUCACUGGAAGCUGAACAGGGUCUGCUGUAAGCGAUUUUCCUCCCUGAAAUAACUUUUUAUGGCUCUUCACUGCACAAUCUCUAUUCUUUACAACAUCUUUAAAAAUGAACAGUGGAAUAGUUGGCACAUUUUUAAUUGGAUCUCAUUUAUGCCAUAUGCAGAUACCAAAAUCAUAAUCCUCUUUUCGUUCAUUACCCUGCUCUGCAUGGGAUGUGCCUGAGACAAGGUAACCUAAAGAAAGAGACCGAAAAAGGGGAGAGAAGAAAGAGGACAAGGGGGAUGUGCAGAGUUACUGAGUUUACAAUUAAAACCAUGUGAACCAAGAAAAAUCCAAUGCAGAUGAACCCUACAAACCAAACCAGUUAAAUACUCCAAAUUCCCAUGUUCUGGGAGCCCCAAAAGCAACAUUAUGUGCUCUGUUGUCUAAGAACAGAAUAAAACAGAGCCCUCCCUGUCCUGCAACUCCCUAUGCUGAAAGUACCACUGGGUUUUUGUGGUUUGGAAUCCUGCAGUGAAGGGUUCUUGAGGAAUUCGGGUUCUGCAGUAACCAAGUGCUGGCACAUCUUCAGCCACAGACCCAGGACAGGACUCAGAGGUGCUUCCUCUUCAUAAAAGCAAGCUUUUCUUGAUAGUAGUGGAAAUAACCACAAGUAGUCGAGGUGGUUCCAUUUAGCCAAAGAAUUGCUAUUUCCAUCCCACCAACAGCAGGUAGCAAUGACUGGCUUUGUUUCCUCUGCAAGUUGCAAGUCCUUUUGGUUGACCAGAUGAUACACACAGCAGCUUCUCCUGCAUUUUUAGGGCUGCAGCCUUUUCUCCUUUGUUUUCAGCCAGUUUUUUUCACCCUUUUAAUGUGCAUGUGCAAUGCAAGUACAGAGUUGAGAGGCAAAAGAGGACAGGGAUCUCUCCCUCUUUCCAUGCGAUAAGGCACACGAGGCAACACACUGACCAGUAGUAUUAGUUCACACAGCAACACAGCAGUGAACACUGUUCAUUCCCAGCUACUGUCAGUGGUACCUGUAUCAAAUCCUGAUGUUAUCAUGUGUUAUCUUAUGGGCUUGGGAACUUUACAAUAUUUUCAGAGUCCAGCAAUGACAGAAUCCAGUAUAAAAAAAGGUCAAUAUAUUACUGUUGAAAGUUUUUUUUUCCUUUUUUUAUACAAAAUUAAAAAGAUCCAAAUAUAUCACAUUAUUUACAUACUGUGCUUCAUGCUUAGAGAUCACUGAAAAAGAACACACAGAUAAACAUUGUAAUCAGAGAAACGCUCCAUUCGUUACUCUUAGGGAUCUCAUCGUUAGUAUUAUGAGGAUUGGCAUUCAGAUUUCUUUUCAUAUUAACUUUACAUCCACAUGGCUUACCACAGAAUUAAAAACUUUUACAUGCUAAGGGUGUGCGCAGUUCUAACCAAGGGUUUGCAUCCAGUUAGUAACAUGCUUGCUGUUAUCUCAAACCCUGUCCAUAUACCGCACGUUUGAAACUGGGUUAGUGGUUCCACUCAGCUUCAGUGCCCUACCUUUGCUGGAGAAUGAGGUUACAGCCUCCUACAAGUCUGGAUCAAGCCCCAGUCUUACAGGGGGACAUGUCUCCUCAUUCUGCCUUUAUACUUGCAACCUCUGGCUUUUGUGGCUGUGUGAAAUGGUAGGAACUCCCUGACCAUCCGCACCCAGAUUCACCGAGUACUGAAGCCAUGUAGUGAUGGUGGAUUAUAAUUACAAUGGCAGAAAAGUCUUUGUUUGGAAAUAAAUGUUUUGUAACUCUGCAACAAAGAGUGAAUCCACUGUAAAAGUCUCAGCUAGAGGGUAUGGGCUAAGUCACACCAGCACAUUUUGCAGAGUGAUGCAGUCUUUGUAUAAGUGGUUCCUAAACUGCCUGGCCCAUAAUAAAAGCUUAGCCUGAGCAAGCCUGGAAAAAAGGCAUUGCUACCCACAGUAUCAACAAGAAUGAUACGUCAUUUUUGGUUCCCUAACACCAGCCUAUAGCUGUGGGGAACAAGACAUGAAGCUAGAUGGAACCUUGCCUCUUCUAAUGCAUGACAUAUGUCUGCCAAGCAUGCAACAUGGUGCUUAAAGGAUGUGCAGCAGUGCAAACAAUCGCCAUGCAGCAAACAGAAUUACUCAGGACCUGCUCAAGGCUUUACAAUUAUUAGUACUGUACCUUAUGCCAACAUCCUGCUACUGGCAGUCCAUCUGGUCCCUGCAAAAUUGAGAGUACAGACUGAGUUUCCAUUGACACUGACUCAGGUGUCAGGACCCCAAAACCUGAAGCUCCGUCUUCACCACAAAAGGUUUAGCAGCACCAUUAAUUACCAUGCAAAACCCCAUUUACUUGUAUGCACAGAAAUAACUAUGCAGGCAAUGUAACCCGUAUUUCACCACACAAAACUGAAUACACCCCAGGGUAAGAAAAAACCCAGCCUACGCUUGCUUUUUCCUUCAAACAGAAAGGAAUAUGUGAACAAAUACAGAACUUUGGAAGCACAGUAAAUUACCUUCAUAAUCUGCUUUAUAAAACAGUGGGUUUUGCAAUCAGACAUAUAUGGAAAGCAUGAUGUGGAAAUGUGUUUUUUUGUUAAUAUGAGCUUUUUAGUUUGGGGCAGUGAUGUAAUUUCUGUUCUGGAUGAUAGCCUUAUUGUGUUAAAUUCGAUCCUGCAGUACUUAGUUUCUUUAAGAGAUCUUGCUGAACUGAUGGAAAUGCCUAUGGAAAUGGUCAUGACUAUGACCAUUGACUAUGGAAGCUAUUGAAAUAAGCGGACUAUGCAAAAGCAGUGAAACUAUUCGUCUUGUUCUGAUGGAGAUAACAAGAAACAGAAAUCAAAGCCAGAAGAGCUUACUUACCAGGAGGAAAACACUGAAAAGGAAGGAGCCCCUUAGAAGAGGAACAGACUAUGUGUGACCAACUCUUUCAAGAUACUUUAGCUGACUUGCGCUGCCUUUUCUGAUGCUGGAUUUGUUUUAAGGCUCUUGGAUCUCUGGUUGCAUGAAUUUCUGCAUGUAGAGCUACAGAGAGCACACAUGCACUGACCCUGCCCUCAGAGCCACCUCCACGUUACCCGGGGGUGGAAGCCACGAGGAUGCGUGCGCAGCGGAGAGAACUGCCAGUGCAAACACAGGUCAAAACUGCAUUUUUACAUUUUUUACUGUAAAUGUCAGUCAUCACAUUUUUUGUAUUCUGUAUUGAUUUUAUAUGUAAAAUAGCCUAUGCCCAAUAAAACAGAUGCAGUGAGUAAGGUUACCCUCUCGAU
Pezoporus occidentalis (night parrot) is the source of this 6046-nucleotide messenger RNA. It is a transcript of the gene HNRNPAB, whose product is annotated as heterogeneous nuclear ribonucleoprotein A/B. The record is from RefSeq and is a predicted model, not a curated record. Gene Ontology annotation, cellular component: chromatin; nucleoplasm. Gene Ontology annotation, molecular function: RNA binding. The coding region runs from base 172 to 1218 and encodes 348 amino acids. Gene Ontology annotation, biological process: regulation of gene expression. NCBI's taxonomy places the organism in Eukaryota, Metazoa, Chordata, Aves, Psittaciformes, Psittacidae. The transcript has 9 exons.